This is a messenger RNA of Monopterus albus (swamp eel), 1904 nucleotides long. RefSeq names its product ras-related protein Rab-19-like. Lineage: Eukaryota; Metazoa; Chordata; Actinopteri; Synbranchiformes; Synbranchidae. The record is from RefSeq and is a predicted model, not a curated record. Gene Ontology annotation, molecular function: GTP binding; GTPase activity. The transcript has 4 exons. The coding region runs from base 663 to 1139 and encodes 158 amino acids.
UUACAACAUCCCAUCACAUAAAAUGACAAGAAUGAGGUUUACUCAGUACUGGUGAAAGAUGGGUACACCAACAAUAGUUCAAGGACAAAUUAAAGUUUAAAAGAUGAUGUCUCUUAGACAUCCUGGGUCUUUUAUUUUCAUAGUUUUGGCCAUCCCUUCUAUCUUUGUAAACAUUUAUUAGAUAUGGUAGAGCUACUCCAAGCUUCAGCAGGUGGUUUAUUUUUUAAGCACUUCUUUUCUUGUUAUUAAUAUGCAUAACAGGAUGUCAAGACUCUCCACUGAAGCCAGAUGUCAUGAUUCUGUCCCGCCUGUUUCCGUUCUCAUGCUUUUAUUUUGACAUUACUUCCUGUUUUUGUUUCACCUCAGUUUCGGACUUUUAUUUUAAUCAGCAUGCACCUGUUUUCACCCCUAUUUAGGCAGCUGACUCACACCAGGCAGCUGACAGAUUGUUCUAACCCAUGACAGACUUUCCAACAUUACUCUUGUUUACUGUAUUUCCUGUUUUUGACCUCGGAUCAACUUGGACCGCUGUUUAUUGCUUUGCCCCCCUAUUCGGACUGUUUUCGGUGUAUGGAUUAUCGGACUUCUCUUUCUGACAUCUCGUUUGGAUACCUUGGCUGUAUGUGUUUGCUGGUUCUGACCCUGGACUGCAUUAUCGACCUAUGCAGGUGUGGGACACGGCGGGUCAGGAGAGGUUUCGUACAAUCACCCAAAGCUAUUACCGCAGCGCUCAUGGUGCCAUGAUCACCUAUGAUAUCACACGAAGAUCAACCUUUGACUCAGUGGCUAGUUGGAUAAAUGAGGUGGAGCUGUAUGGAGCAGCCAAUGUAGUACUGGUCCUCAUAGGUAAUAAAUGUGACCUGGAACAGGAACGGCAAGUUCAGUUUGAGCAAGCCUGUGAUCUGGCAAAUGAUAAAGGCAUACUGGCUGCUCUAGAAACAUCUGCAAAGGAGAGUCAGAAUGUGGAAGAAGCCUUCAUGAUAAUGGCCAGGGAGUUGAUGUCUCGUAACGGUCUUCACGUCCAGCAGUGGGACUUUGAGAGCAACAACACACCUCGAGUUCUUCUCCAUUCCAACUCUCAGCCGGUUAACGGUAUCAUACCUAGCUACACACCACCAGAGAAGAAGUCAUGUUGCUGAUAUACAUGGGACAAUAAAGGGGGUUAGAAAUUAAGAGUUGACUGCGGAUGAGGAAGAGGUUUAAGGACACAUUUAAUUAUUAUUUCAGAAGAGGAAUGGCAGAAGAAACAACAAAAGUGCAUGGAUGUCGAUUAUGUGCUGGCAAGGCCUCAAGAACUGAGAAUCUGUGCAUUAAGGACAUUUGUGCAAUUAUUGAAAAGUGUUGUAGUGUGUACUUUGCUGUGACUUGACAAGAAGAGAACUGUUCAGCUGGUGAAGUGUGAUGAGAAAGUCAAACCAGGCAUGUUUACCAUGUGAGUGGUGAUGGGUAUGAUCAAUGUUGUGGGAAAACCUAAUUUAUAUCAACUACAUCUGGACUGUUUGUUCUCCUCCAGUUAUCUGAUAUUAUCCAAACAAAAAUGCUGCAGGACACAUGUAUUUUGAAAAUAUGCACUAACCACAUAAUCAAAUUCCAAAAUAAAAAAUUAAAAUGUUAUGCUGGUUACCAUCAAGCGUUCUCAAGCUGCUAGCCUUAACCAACAAAACGGUUCCAUAACCGGUGUGUGUUUAUACAUGUAUAUUAUAGUACGGUAGACUCAGAGUAUUUCACCCAAGUGACCUCUUGUAGUGCCUUGAUGAUGAGCUGUAAUCCUUUGGUAGAAAAAGCCCUGGACAACCUGCUACAGCCAAAAAACUGUGAAUUAUACAUUGUUGUUUGACUUUCUCUGGUGACAGUUGUAGACAUAGUGUCCUACAUUGUCAUAAAUGUCUUUAAAAGGCUUUGAA